AUGGGUUCUCGGGAAAGGAAUCUGGAGAGCCUCAAAGAGCAUCUCACUUAUGAUAAGCUGGAGUCACUACGCAGCUUCUGGUUUGAGCAUCUGCCGCAGGAUACCGAUCGCAUCAUCGCUGGACCAGAGUACCAAAAGAGAUGGUUUGUUUCAGACAAGCAAUUCGACGACGUCUGUGUCCCUAUACUAGAGUCCAUUCGCACCGCGGGUGUGACAUCAGGCCAAGAGCUUCUAUCCAUCGUCAAACCCCGUGAUUCUCUAGACUGGUUGAGUCUGAUCAUCCUGCUCGAUCAAAUCCCCCGCAACUCAUAUCGCGGCGACAAAGCUUCUGUGUGUUUCACUUAUUUUGACCCUCUCGCGGUGCAAGUCUCUCUCAAGGCGAUAGCGCAGGGAAUUCCAGACAAAGCGCCAGAGAUCCGCUGGGUGUUUUCGCACCGCAAUUGGUUCUAUAUGCCACUGAUGCACUCUGAAGAUUUAUCGGCGCAUGAUGAGGCAGUGUUGGCGUUUAAGCGGAUGAACGAGGAUAUCCUAAGUCUGACUACAGGCACAGGCGGUGGGGAUGAGUAUGAGAGAAAGGCGAGAGAGGUUGUGCAAUCCGAUCCUGACAAGGCAAAGACUGUAGGACAGACGAGUUUGAAGUUUGAGGAGAGACACCGAGUUAUUAUUGAGAGGUUUGGAAGGUAUCCGCAUAGAAACAAGGUACUUGGACGAGAGAUGAGGUCAGAGGAGAGGGAGUUUCUCACGAGUGGAGGAGAUACCUUUGGGAGUUAA
Messenger RNA from Fusarium graminearum PH-1, 771 nucleotides. RefSeq lists its product as uncharacterized. Lineage: Eukaryota; Fungi; Ascomycota; Sordariomycetes; Hypocreales; Nectriaceae. The transcript has 2 exons. The record is from RefSeq and is a predicted model, not a curated record. Gene Ontology annotation, molecular function: protein binding. The coding region runs from base 1 to 771 and encodes 256 amino acids.